This is a messenger RNA of Brassica oleracea var. oleracea, 898 nucleotides long. Its product is annotated as protein PXR1-like. Lineage: Eukaryota; Viridiplantae; Streptophyta; Magnoliopsida; Brassicales; Brassicaceae. The coding region runs from base 117 to 710 and encodes 197 amino acids. The transcript has 3 exons. The record is from RefSeq and is a predicted model, not a curated record.
CGCUCACCGCCGUUUUGUUCUCUUCACCGUCGUUUUGUAGUUGUUGCUCUCAAACUCCCCGACAUCGAUCGACUCACUCCGCCCGUAAUCAGAAUCAGAAUCAGAAUCAGUAUAACAUGGCUUUCUGCAAUAAGCUAAGCCGCCUCGUAAGGCACCAGAGCGAGACCACCUCCUCCAUCAUUACCUCUCUCAGGUCCUUCUCUUCGGAAGCCGCCACUCACCACAGGUACCACCAGGAGACGCACAGUUUCCUCGAGCCGGAGAGGUACAUCAACAGCUGGGAGCCGCCUAAAGAUCCCAGAGACGCUGAGAGGAUGCUCGCGCAGCUUAGGAGGGACUACGCCAAGAAAGUGAGUCUGUAUCGUAAAGACUACCUUCACGAGAUUGAGAUGCUUAGGGUGGAGAAGCAGCGUAAGGACGAGGCUAGGCUGGUGGCUGAGCGUGCUGCUAAUGAAGAGAGGCGGCGGUUGAAAGCUGUGGCUGCUAAGGUUAGAGCUGAGGAGCGGAAGGUCUUCGAGGAAGAGUUCAGGAGAACCCUGAUGAAAGAAAGAGAGGAGAAGCUGGAGUUCUGGAGAAUGACGGGACUAAAGAGGGAAGAGAAGAAGAAAGAUAAAAAGAAGCUAUUGCACGAGCAAAGUUCAUUGUGGAUCGAACCAAAGGAACUGGAGAAGAAGAUUACGGAAGCUCUGGUUGAGUCCACUACUCUCUAAACCCAAGCCCCUCGUCUUCUUAAUCUUUGUCUGAGAAACAAUCAUUUUUGUAAUUUUGUUGGAGACGACAUAGAGAAAUAAUGCGAAAGCGAUUAGGCGUUUGUGCAUCAAGCACUUAAUGAGUAUUGACGGUCUUGUGACCAAUCUUGUUUAUCAUUAAUAAGAUCGUUUCCUUUUAUUGGUAUCAC